AAUUGAUUUAACUCUGUAGAUUUGGUCGAGCUAUCUUGAGCCGCACUCGGUAGUUUUAUCUUUGAAGUUGUUCUUUCUGUACCGGCUUUCAUUUGUGUCGGGACCGUCACGGAGCGAGGACGUAACCGUUUUUAUUUUGUUUAAUUUUUUUGAGUGUGUUGUUAAAUUUUUCGUAAAUGAAAAUGUUAUUAAAACACAACAAAUAAUUCCUAGUUUUAACCUUUAAUUCAUUUAAAAAAAAGUGUCGUUUCGUUAUUUAAUCGAAUACUAACGAUGAAUUCACGUUGCGAUGUGGUUAUUUUAUUAACGCUUUUAAUCGUCGGUUUAAACUUCCCAUUAAUUUCCGGGCUUGUUAAGUCGAAAUGUGAACGAAUCACCGUUUCUAUGUGUCAAGGGAUUCAGUACAAGUGGACGAUGAUGCCGAAUUUACUCGGACACACCACUCAACUUGACGCUAACAUAAUGCUAGAAAAUUUUAAAGGAAUCCUCAACGAUCAAUGUUCACCGUAUUUAAGACUUUUCGUCUGUUCCGUUUAUGUACCAUUAUGUUCGGAACACCUCCCGAGGGCAGUCCCCGCUUGCAGAGGUCUUUGCGAACAAGUUAAAACCGAUUGUUUACCAACUCUACAGAGAUUAAAUUUAUCAUGGCCCGAAGAAUUUAAUUGCUCAAGAUUUCACGAAUACUCCGAACAACCUAACCUAUGCAUGCAACAACCGAGCGACGAAGAACACCUCCAAGAGACCCACCAUUUUGGCCAACUCGAAAUCCCUUUGAAAAACGUACGACCGCCUCAUCAUUGUCCCAAAAACACAAUCUUUUCAAACAAUAUGUGCGUUAAGAUGUGCGUAAACGACUCAAGCUCGACCGAUCGAUUACUCUACGAAGUUUGGACGGGAGUUUGGUCAUUUGUUUGUUUGAUAGUAACAAGUUUUGCGCUGUUAACGUUCACGAUUGAGCCGAAACGUUUCCGUUGGCCCGCAAGACCAAUUUUAUUCUUAACAAUUUGUGGAUUUAUAACAUCUUUGGUGUACUUGUUGCGUUGGAUUUUUGGACCGUACACGUGUUCGGGGGAUUUAUCGAUAUUAAAGCCCUACGAUAAUUGGCUCUGUAUUAGUAUAGCCUUAGUUUUAACGUUUUGCGAGUUCGCCUUUUGUAUUUGGUGGUUCAUUUUUUGUUUGGUUUGGUAUUUAAGCGCUGCUAAAGAGUGGUCGACCGAAGCUAUCGAGAGAACAGCACCUCGCUUACACGCUUUAACUUGGACUGUAUCGAUAAUCCCGAUUAUUUAUGCUUUGAUUUCGAAUAACAUUGUUAUAAACGAAUUUUCUGGGUUUUGUGAGGUAACCACUUUGUUAUUAAUCAUUUUUGAGAUGAUUUUUACUUUACUAGGGGCUAUUUUGGCCGUUUUAACCUCGGUCGCUUUGAAGAACGUCCGGAAAACUUUGAUUUACGCGGGAAAAUCUCCGUAUAAAUUAGAACGAUUAAUUUAUCGAUUAGGUAUAAUAAGUUUGGGGAUAUGUCUCCCCUUAUUUAUAUGUUUGAUGUGCUAUUUCUUAGAUAACUUAACCGUGGCCUUAUUAAAAGUUUGCCUUAAAUUGUUGAGCGCCGUAUUCGCCGCAAUCUGGGUGUUCUCCUCGAAAACGUUUAAACGGUGGAAUAAAAUAAUUCGACCGUCUUUUACUCACAAAGAUUUAACCAUGCCAGUUACUAAAGUGUAAUUUAACUAAUUGUUGAUUAAAUUCUCGAAAAUUGUAUUAAUUAAAGUAGUAUUUGGAAAAUGAUGUGAUAUUAAUUUUAAGAUU
Messenger RNA from Onthophagus taurus, 1800 nucleotides. RefSeq names its product frizzled-4-like. Gene Ontology annotation, cellular component: membrane. The record is from RefSeq and is a predicted model, not a curated record. Gene Ontology annotation, molecular function: transmembrane signaling receptor activity; Wnt-protein binding. Gene Ontology annotation, biological process: canonical Wnt signaling pathway; non-canonical Wnt signaling pathway. NCBI's taxonomy places the organism in Eukaryota, Metazoa, Arthropoda, Insecta, Coleoptera, Scarabaeidae.